AUGGCUCGUUUUCGAAGCUCUGGUUGGAAACCUGAAGAAUUAAAAAUUUAUUGGAAUGCUCAACAACUAGAAAAUCUUUGUCCGAAACAUGAAACAAAAUCUAAAAAAGGGGAAGAAAAACUUAGUACUAAUAGUGAAACAAAACUAGAACCAAAAUGCGAAGCAGAAGAUAACCAAAAAGAUGAAACGACUCUAGACACGAAACUAGAAAAAAAUGAAGUAACGGUCGAAGCGAAAACUGAAAGAAAGGAUGCCAUAGAAAAUCAAGUGAACGAGGGACCAAUCGAAAAAGAAAAGAGUGAAGCCACAAAUGAGAUCUUAUUACCACAUGAUCCAUCCGAUGCGGAUGUCAUACAGGCUCUACGUGAAUAUCCUGUAUCGAAACGAAAUAAUGCUGGAAAAAUCACCUAUGUCAAUAAAGGAAUUGAAAAGGCUGUUUUUGACAUACCAGAGAAUGCUCAAAUAAUUGUUCUUAAUUUUGCUAAUGAACGAUCACCCGGAGGUGGCUAUUUGCAACAUACGUGGGCACAAGAAGAAAUUAUUCUUUACAAUUCGGACGGUUACCGUGCGUUACUUGAUCUAAAAUAUGGGCGCAUGGGUGGUGGCUAUGCUAUACCAGAAUUUGGACUUGCUUAUGUUCGUGAUAUACGUUUUGUUGAUAAAAACACUGGCAAAAAUCGUAAGACCGAUAUGUUAGUUUCUGCUUGUUAUUGUCUUACUGGUUCACCUAGACUAUAUGCCAAUCCAACAUCAAAAAGCGACGUAAGUGCUUGAGAUUAAAAAAAUAGGAUCAAUUGAAUUGUUGUUUAAUACUGCAGUGAAAGCAA
Molecule: messenger RNA, 827 nt
Organism: Rotaria sp. Silwood2
Lineage: Eukaryota; Metazoa; Rotifera; Eurotatoria; Philodinida; Philodinidae
Source: the annotation of a GenBank genome assembly